Molecule: messenger RNA, 1476 nt
Organism: Penicillium verhagenii
Lineage: Eukaryota; Fungi; Ascomycota; Eurotiomycetes; Eurotiales; Aspergillaceae
Product: alpha-mannosyltransferase
Exons: 1
Coding region: 1-1476 (491 amino acids)
Biological process (GO): mannan biosynthetic process
Cellular component (GO): Golgi apparatus
Molecular function (GO): alpha-1,2-mannosyltransferase activity
Source: RefSeq, a predicted model, not a curated record
AUGAGCAUCCCUCGAUCCUUUUUCCGCACACGAUCGCUAGUCGGUGCCCUGGUAAUUGCCUCCUUUAUCAUCUGGACAUUUUCGCAAUGGACUGCUAGCACCAGCGGUUCCGCCUCCGAUUACAGCUUCGGCGACUCCACACAGAACGCACCCGAUCUGACAGCAGCGCACCAAAGAUUCUGGAGGAGCUUCCAUGGGUAUUUGGAGAGAUAUGCACCGGAUAUUGAUAGGGUGGUUGAGGACGAGAAAGCCCCGACCGAGGGCUUCAAAGUGAAGGAUGCAGCACCACGCCCGGAAUUUGUAGUCCUUUCCACGGAGGACAUCACAUCGAUGAAGGAGGCACAUACUGGAUUCGUGGAAGCCAUUUCGACCUCAGCGCCACAAUUGCAUUACAUUCCAGGCACAAGGGGUGUGGUCUCAACCGCGGGCGGUUCUUACCUGCCGGUCCUGGUCAUAUCCCUGCGCAUGCUUCGCCGGACGGGAUCCACGUUACCGAUGGAGGUCUUCCUAGCAGACGAAGACGAGUACGAGGACUACAUUUGCGACACGGUCCUUCCAUCCCUUAACGCGAGAUGCAUCGUGCUCUCCCGCAUCCUAGUCGCAGCACCCGCCAGGAUCGAAAAAUACCAGUUCAAACCCUUCGCGAUGCUUUUCUCUUCCUUCGAAGAGAUUCUUUUCCUGGACGCAGACGCGUUUCCUCUAGAACAGCCCGAAGUCCUGUUCAGAGGCGAGCCUUUCCGCACCAAUAACAUGGUCACCUGGCCCGACUUCUGGGCAUCCUCGGCCUCGCCCAUAUUCUACGAGAUUAUCGGCACGUCCGUUCCAGCCAUGAACCUGCGCCAAUCGACAGAGUCUGGCGAACUUCUCCUCUCUAAGAAAACGCACACGCGCACUCUUUUGCUUUCCACAUACUAUAACUACUGGGGUCCCUCACACUUCUACCCGCUUCUAUCUCAAGGAGCGGCCGGAGAGGGUGAUAAGGAGACAUUCAUCGCGGCUGCAAGCGCGAUGAAUGAGCCAUUUUAUCAAGUCAGCGAGUCGAUCUGUGCACUAGGCCACAGAAAAGAAGGGGGCAUGGCAGGAUCCGCUAUGGCUCAGUUUAAUCCGAUGCAGGAUCACGCGCUCACAAGCCAAGGGAAGUGGCGCGUUCGUGGCGACGACGCACCAGCCCCAGAUGUCUUCUUUAUACAUGCCAAUUUCCCCAAAUUCAACCCUGCUACUGUUUUCGAAAAGCAUGAGGUCAAUCCCGCUUUCCUCGACGACGGUACCUAUACACGCGCCUGGACCAUUCCCGAAGACGUCGUUGGCCGAUUCAGCGCCAAGGUCGACAUCGAGAAAGAGUUCUGGCGCGAGAUUCUAUGGACGGCUUGUGAGCUCGAACACAAGUUUGUCUCUUGGGACAACUAUAGAGGCAUCUGUGCCGGUGUCAAAGAUUACUGGCAUAAUGUCUAUGAGUCCAAUGGACUCCCAUCCUGA